GUUCUUCGGGCCUACUACAACUGACGCUCCGCGUCGCCUCUGUGGCACCACGGUUGAUGAAGCCAGAGAGCCAAUCUAACAUGGAAAUAAUGUAGGCAGUGGCACUUCGGCUUGCUUUGCCGCUCCCGCCUUUUAGCUUUUUCUUGGCCUUUACGUAUCUGUCUCGCAGACAUUUCCACUUUUGACGGCAGAUUAGUUCACUUCUCCCAAGCGUUUGAGCGAUUUGUUGCCAGGCGUUCGACGUCGUUCGGUGGCCUCUGUACUUGGACGAAUCAUAUAACUGUGGGUAACGGCGGACCUCCUCGCACAACUCCUUUUCAAAACAAGCAUCCAUUUUGUUUUGCUUCUUCUGUUUUAUUUUUCAUGGUGGACUACAAACCAUCGUUGGCGCAUGCCGCCACCUACUGUACCGGAGAAUGUGUACGUAACGUCGACAUCAAGACUUUAUAAAAGAGAAGAAGAAAAAAGUGGGCGUUUCUUGUACACCACGACCCAAUCAUAGCGGUGGCCGCUGCGGCUGCAUCCAGGUGCUGCUGGAUUUAUCUUUACAUUUCGGUCAGAUUUUGCUCUACCGCGGCCAAGCAAAACUACUAAGAACUUUGGAACAAAUACUCUCUUAAAUAAGUAACGUUAUAGUUAUAAGCAGGUUAUAAGUAGACGCUAGACGCUAGACUUUUUCUUCUGGCUUCUUUUUGUGGCCUGUUAAUAUAAAAUGGAAAGCCAAUUGCGCCAUCUAGUGUUGUAAAAUCUACAUUGCCUGGUUGAUCCGGUCUUCGUCAGCCAACCCGGAAAGAGGGCUUGCCGGGAUCUGGACUGAGGCGGAUGAGACCAGAAACCUUUGUUCUGUCUCUCCUCCCAAAAUCGAGAUUUAAAAACAAGAGCCUGUCAAUGCUUCCUGCAAAAUUGCGCUCGCGUUUGUGUUGGUGGGCAAUCGGCGAUUAAUGUUUCAUGAAUCAGAAAUUAGCCGAAUCUCUUCUAUUAGGCUUUCUAAUAUUUUUUUCUGAUCGCCACAACCCGAGGGGGACAUCUGCUCGUUUUUGUUCUGUCUGCUUCUAAAUGGAAAUAAAACGGGGAGCUGAAAGUGGAAGCAGUCGAGGUAAUGAUCUUCCAGUCCACUAUCUUCGCCUCCUGGCCCCGCCCUUGCAGCUUAUAUCAGCAGCAGUGUGGCAAGUAGUGCAGCAGGGACUUGUGGACCACUACGGGAUGCUGGAGGAGUUUGUUACCAUGGUGACAGAACUGGUCCCAGAGCUGAUGAGCUACAGUCAGAGGGCUCAGCUCAUCCUGGGACUCAGGGCCAGGCUUGUUCUGGAGAUGUGUCGAGGUGAGCACCCAGUGGACAUGCAGACCAUUCAGCCACAUUUGGACAGAAUUAAAGCCCCUGUCAGCACUGCCAAGGAUCACCAUCUAACCAUAAACCAGGUGGAGGAAUCUGAGGUGAACUUUGUGGAGUUAGUGCAUUCAUUACUGGAGGAUCCCUCGGAAAGAAAAUAUUUUUUUCAGGAAAUCUUCCCUGUAUAUUUUGGCUCGAAGUAUGAUGCUGCACUCGAGAUGCUGGUGUGGGAGUUCAUAUCAAGACUGAAGGAGUUGCUGCCAGUUCCAGACUUCACACAGUUGGCAGCUUUGCUCGGAGACGCUCCAUCAUUCCUCGACGACUGUUUACAAUCCUUUUUCCCGCCAGAGGACAUGAAGGCUGUACUUGAACACCACAGAAACCUCGGUUAUUUUGAAGAGAAAGAUCCUAGAUUAUUACCGAUGGAUGACUGCAUCCUCUCCUCCCUGUCUCUGCCUCCUGGGACCAAACCUGUCAUCAGCACCACCUCUUGCUCACCUGCUCUCAAAGAUUCAAACCCUCUAGAGCACAAAGGACGUCUCAACGCUCCCUUCAACACAAGCGGCCUGGAGAGGGCGAGCAGGAGGACCUCUGAGACAGUUAGACAAAGACUAAAUGAGACAAGAGACUCGGGCGGCUGGCAGCUGCAGGUUAGAGGCGGGAACAUUUCACAGGAGAGGACAGCGCAAAGCUCAGUUAGUGCACGACCAUGCGAUGACACCAUAGACCUCACUACGUCUGAGACUGCAGACACAAAUUCAGCAGCCAACGACAACAGCCAAAGCUUGAGAGGAGGACGGGUUCUCAGGAAGAGGAAGCUGAGCGGAGGCGUAGACAUUCCCACAAAGCAGCCUUUGGAGGCGACUGCUUACCUGGAUUCGUCAGUGGAUGAUGAGAAUUCAGCUGAAUCCCCUCUAAUCUCAAUAUGGGGAGAAUAUACAGACACUCAGGAAGGUUCUUUCCCAGUUGUGACGGACACAAAAGUUCCCUGGUCGGACGAGGAGACGCUCACUCUGCUCGACAUCUGGGGGAAGGACUCGGUGCAGCGGGCCUUGAAGGGCUGCUUGAAAAACCGUCACAUAUUCACGCAGAUCGCUCAGAAGAUGGCUGAGAGAGGCUACAUGAGAACGGUGGAACAGUGCCAGACCAGGAUCAAACGACUGAAAAAAUGCUUUCGCAAGAAAAACAAGGGGAACUCCAGGCUGGAGUAUAAAUUUUACGAGCAGCUGAAGCGGGUGCUGGACUCCUCCGCUCCCUCAGAUCUCCCCGAGGUCACCUAUGACGUCGAAGAGGUCAUGGGUGACGACGAGUCCCCAGACGGCGAGGAGGACUUGCAGUUUCUCGGCCAUACGAGCCGACCGGAAAUCGGCACUAGAAGUGUUCCGUGGACUGACUUUGAGACAUUGGCCCUCAUCUACUUGUGGGGGGAAGACGAGAUGCAACAGGAGCUGAAAGGAAUGCAUAGAACCGGACACAUUUUCUCCAUCAUAUCCAACAAGAUGGCCGCCCAGGGUUUCUCCCGAACACCAGAGCAGUGCCAAACAAGGCUGAAAAGGCUGAAAUCAAAUUUCAGGCAAUGCUACCAAAACAACCUGAAGGGACAGGAGCACGUUGAGUGCAAGUUUUACCACGAACUGGGAAGCAUUUUAGUGAAGGACUUCCUUUCAGCACCGCAGCUGGAGGAAAUCCCAGAGGAGCCUGAAGACAACGACCCAUCUGUCUCCCAUCAGGCUAUCGAGUCUGCUGUGGGCGUUCAGGAAGACAGGAGGAAAGUCCCCUGGUCGGACAAAGAGACCAUCAUCCUUCUGGAGAUCUGGGGAGACCCACAGGUCCAGCAGAGCAUGAGACGCUACCCACACAACGGUCACAUUUUCACCGAAAUAUCAGAGAAACUGGGUGCCAACGGCUUCUCCCGCAGCGCAGAGCAGUGCCACACCCGGAUCAAGCGGCUGAAAGCCAACUAUCGGCAGUGUCAGGAAAACAUGAGCUCAUCCGGGACUGACCGAGUCGACUUUAAAUUCUAUGAUCUGCUGGAACAAAUCCUGGACAAGCAGCCGUCCACAUCUUCCACCGUGGUAACAGACUCCAUUGAAAUAUCAGAAGACUCCAAUGGUGAAUCAGUGACUGAGACAGAUGGAGAAAUCGGCGUGUCAACAGAAAAAGCAGCACCCAGCUCGUGGUCCGACGAGGAGACCCUGGCGCUUAUCGAGAUCUGGGGCGACGAAGACGUUCAGAGGGCACUGGGGGGUUUUGUCCACAACGGACACAUUUACGCCGACAUUUCGGAGAGAAUGCGCACUCUCUGCUACUCGAAGACCUCGGAGCAGUGCCGCUGGAAAGUCAAGUCACUGAGGAACAACUUCCGGCAGUGUUACGACAGGAAGAAAUGUGGAAGAAGAGUAGAUUAUAGAUUUUACCACCAGCUGGAACAAAUACUGGGAAAUGAGGCAGUUUCUAUUGAUGAGUAUGACGAAAGAGAAGAGCAAGCAGACCAGGAUCCAGGUGCAGAUGGUGUGAACGCAGCAUGGACGGAGCAGGAGACGGUCGCUCUCGUUGAGGUGUGGGCUGCCGACGACGUGCAGGACAGCCUGAAAACCUGUGUCCGCAACGGGCACAUAUUCGCCGACAUAUCGGAGAAAAUGGGUGCCAUGGGAUACCUGAGGACGGCGGAGCAGUGCCACUCCCGGAUCAAAAGGUUGAAGAAGAGUUACAGGCGUUACUGCAACAGCCGGAGAAGUGGAGGACGGCCCACUGUGUUUCGAUACUUCACCCUGCUGGCUCCGGUGCUCGGUGAUUCUGUGUGUGCUGAUGUGGACAGUACUGCUGCUGACACCGCCUCGCAAACCCUCAUGGACCUUAAGGAUGCUGACAUGUACGAGCAGCCGUCAGCCAGCCACCUCAAGUCCGACCUGAGCAAGAAGACGCCCUGGUCGGACCAGGAGACCCGCACGCUGCUGGAGAUCUGGGGUGAAGACAAUGUCCAGCUCACCCUGAGGGGCUGCCUGAAGAACCGCCACGUGUUUGAGUACAUCUCUGAGAAGAUGAGUGACGAGGGAUUCAUGAGGACCUCCGAGCAGUGCUACACCCGCAUUAAGCGCCUUAAACAUGGAUUCCUCCAUGAAAAGGAGGAAUAUAAAUUCUUCAGUGAGAUGGAUGAAAUUUUCAGGAGGGAGCUGAAAGUGGACGGCUCAGUCGCAGACACAUCAGUCACAGAUGAGCUGGAUGACUGCACUCAAACGAAAGAUGCCGCGGGUACCCAGUGGGUGGCCGACAGCUCGAAGCUGGUCUGGAGCGACGGGGAGACCGAGGCCCUCCUGGACGUAUGGGGGAGCGAGGCCAUCCAGGAGACCUUGAAGGGAUGCACCAAGAACAAACACAUCUUCAUCCAGAUCUCUGAGGUCAUGGCCAACCAGGGCUACAUACGCACUCCUGAACAGUGUCAGACCAGAAUAAAGAGGCUGAGGGCCAAUUUCCGACACUUCUUAGAAGGCAGAAAAGGAGAGAAACAAGAAUGCAAGUUCUUUGACCAGUUGGUGCAGAUAUUCGGCAGCAAGUAUGUAACAAACUCCGACCCCCUGGCCGAGGAUACAGCCGAUGGCGUAGAGAACUGAAACUGUCCCUCAUCGUCGAGUCAAAUCACGGGGAGGACACAGCAGCUGCACAUUGACAGAGGGACAGCCAGACGGGAAAUAAACCAGGACACUCAAACAGCUGUGGUGUAAAGUUGUUUACAGAUGACAUUUGCCUCUGUACAUACUUCAGAUACUUUUACAUUCUUCAAACACACUGUGUGUGUGUGUGUGUGUGUGUGUGUGUGUGUGUGUGUGUGUGUGU
This is a messenger RNA of Perca flavescens (yellow perch), 5164 nucleotides long. RefSeq lists its product as uncharacterized. Bases 1057 to 4941 code for a protein of 1294 amino acids. Gene Ontology annotation, cellular component: shelterin complex. The record is from RefSeq and is a predicted model, not a curated record. The transcript is spliced from 24 exons. Gene Ontology annotation, molecular function: telomeric repeat DNA binding. Lineage: Eukaryota; Metazoa; Chordata; Actinopteri; Perciformes; Percidae. Gene Ontology annotation, biological process: regulation of telomere maintenance via telomere lengthening; telomere capping.